UAACGGCCCUGCCUGCCUGCGCCGUUUUCACUAUGUGGUGGCAGGGAACGAGGCAGCUCUUUCGUCCUGUGAUAGGCAGAGUUAGUUCAAGAAACUCCUGUAGAGCGCUGUGUGGCAAAUGCAUCGCUGCGCGUUGCUUCCCGCCGACUCUGUCCACUGUCCGGAUUCCCCACCACUUGGUGUCCGGUAAAGCUGUCCGGACGUGCCUCUACAGCACCCCUGCGCCCAAACUGUCCAGUACGGAGCGUAUCAAGGUGGUACUGCGGGAAUAUGGAACAGUGGCCGUGGUUUUCCACACUGUAAUAUCCUUAGCCUCACUGGGCACUUGCUAUCUAGUAGUUGACAGUGGUGUUGAUGUGGGAAAAGUUCUAGAGUAUUUCAAUGUACAGUCGUCUUCCACGAGCAAAGGAGCCUCAACUUUUGCCGUGGCCUAUGUUCUGCACAAGAUGUUUCUGCCAGUGAGGGCUGGAAUCACUGUCGCCUCUGUACCACUCAUAGUCCGCUGGCUCAGGACAAAGGGCUGGGUGAAGGGGGUGGCAAAGGUGUCCCCCAAAUAAUAUCAUAAUUAUUUAGGAUAGCACCUUCAUGAUUAACCAUACCAUUCUGCUGUGUUAGCGCAUGCGCUAAUAUAUUUCUCGCGUGCGUUGUCCGCGGUAUAAUUGCAUGGAGGCCUCGGAGAAGCGGAAGAGUGUGGAGAGACUUCUAGCCAGUUGCAAGGGCCUCGUGUCGGACGAGGAUCAAUUCCAGGGGAAGGAAUGGAAGCUCUCACAGUAUGUAGUUGCACUGAGAAAACAAGUGACAGAGCUGGAGAAGUAUUCGAGGGUGGACCGCGAUACAAUGGCAAUGUUCCAACACAAGGUGGCUGUACUGGAGGAGGUGGUGCACCGCCAGGCCACCUCUCAGAAGACUGAGAGCAGAGAGUCUGAGGUGGAUGGAGGGCAAACUACAGUACAAGAUUCUCGACCAAAGUCACUUUAUCAGAGAGAAAAGGAGAACCGUGCAGAGUUGUUUGGACGGGUAUGACAAACAUGCUGUAUAACUGUGGAUAGGACAUGGAGCACGGAGCCUUACACACCAAAUUCUAACUGCAGUGUACUCAGUUGUAGCGUUCGUAUAGUGAAACUGUUCUCUCUCUCUCUGUUAUGCAGUCUGGAAGUGGAACUAGUAGUCUGAGACAUAGAGGGUGUGUUUGUUGGCUCUUGGAAUAUUCCAGUCCACUACCAUGUCUCUCUCUCUCUCUCUCUCUCUCACAGGUCAGGAUCAACAGAGGCAGCCAACGAGCGUCACCGUAGGAACCAGGAGAGUAUCGCAGAGGAGAUGAUGGGUCUGGCACGCAGCCUCAAGGAGAACGCAAUGGCUGCCAAGACCAUCAUUGUCAAUGAUAACAAGCUGUUGAAGACGACAAAUGAGCAAGCAGACCAGAACAUAACGGCUGUGGACGCACAGACAAGUCGCGUCAAGGAACACAACAAAGGAUGCCCCUGGGGAACGAUACUAUUACUGAUUGCUGUGUUUGUCAUUUUCCUUUGUAUGGUCGUCCUCAUCCGCUUUGUACCCAAACCAAGAUGAAUUUCACUUAAUUAGAACAAUAAUGCAUUGAAUGUGAGUGUUAUUUAUAGACGGGGGGGGGGGGGAUGGAAGAAAAUUAUUGGUUGCCUUAUAAAACUUACUUGAUGAUGAAACGUUACAUUAUGCAGCAUAACAUGGACAUGACAUCUUACACACUGUGCUUGGUGUGGUAAGAGAGGGCUACAGUUAUAGCAAUAGAAAACCAGUCUACUCUUGGCUGUUCCAGGAGGCAACUAUCUUCCAGGGAAUGGAGAACUCGCGGGCGGCCUGCUGAACCGAGCCCACUUCUGCCACACGACGCAUCACCCGCAGUUUGAACUGCUCGUCGUAAUCCUCCUCCUUCACUCCCGUCUCCUCCGUAACCCCACCCCCUUCCCCUGCCGUCCCUCCCCCCACCACCCUCUCCUGAACUAUGUCAAGAAUGUCCCCGCUCCCCUCGGGGAUUGAAAUUUCUCCCCCCUCCAGCGAUACCUCGGUCUCUGUGCCUCCCGUCGCCAAAAUUUCAGCCCCCGUCUCCAUGACGAUUUCGUUGCCUCCCGUGGUGAGAACCUGGACCUCGGUGGGCGUGGUCGAGAUCAUGUGACUUGGAGGCAUGGAGAUCGGGACCCCCUCGCUUUUCUCCACACUCAAGUGGACGAUAUCGUCGCCACUCUCGAGUUGAGCGGGGCCCACCACUGCCCCCUCUCCCCCCUGUACCAUCACUUCCAUCUGCCCCCCAAUUACCCCCUCGUCAACAGUGGCCUCAAACAUCUGCUCUGAAUGUUCCCCCUGUCGUCGUGAUGGCGGCUUCAACGAUGGGCUCGGAAAUGAUAACUUCUUCAGUGAGGAACUGUUCCGGGGCUCCACUAGCCACACUGGUCACUGUCUGCGUUGUCUGGACCACAUCUGAUGUGGUGACAGAGAGAGAAGAAGAGGGGGUGACCGGAGUCUGGGGUGUCGAUUGUGCAGCUGAACUCUCUCCCUUGCCUCCACUCAUCUCCUGGUGGGCAGAGGAGUGACUCAACUGGUUGGCAACUGCCUGAAUCAGACUCUC
This is a messenger RNA of Geodia barretti, 2602 nucleotides long. NCBI's taxonomy places the organism in Eukaryota, Metazoa, Porifera, Demospongiae, Tetractinellida, Geodiidae. The record is from the annotation of a GenBank genome assembly.